Messenger RNA from Ochlerotatus camptorhynchus, 504 nucleotides. RefSeq lists its product as uncharacterized. The transcript has 3 exons. The coding region runs from base 1 to 504 and encodes 167 amino acids. The record is from RefSeq and is a predicted model, not a curated record. Lineage: Eukaryota; Metazoa; Arthropoda; Insecta; Diptera; Culicidae.
AUGGAUGUAAAUUCAUUCCGUAGAAUCGGAUUCGCAUACGCUGUGGUGUGGUUGCUCGCAUCGACGGUUGGUGCUGUAUACUUUUUCAAAAAUCUUGUCAAGAAUGAAAGCAUUUGUGUGGACUAUUUUUGUGAAAAUGGAACGACAAACCUUCUAUCCAUGGCAAUCAAUAUGAUGAUCUGUGCGAUGUCGAUAACUUUUGCCAUUUUCGUGAAAAUAGGAAUCGAUGAGACCAUUCCGGGUUACAUUCAUAUCUGCCGGGUAUUUAUGCUUACCCGGAGCUUGAUCCUGACGGUACGGUGGACGUACGAAAGUGUUGCACUGAGGAUCAGCCAAAUCAACGGAGAUACUAGACCAAAUGUGGCGAGGGCCGAAAAUAUCGCAACCAUACUACUCAUGACCAUGGCAGCAAUCUGCGGUUUGGAGGUAUGGAUUCUCAAUGGUGUUCAGCGCUAUGUGAAGCAUAGAGCACAGGAAAAUAGUAGAAACGAGGAGAUGUAUUGA